AUGGCGUCAAGAUCGACAGGCGUCGCUCGCCAGCUUUUGACCGCCGCUCCUGGGGCGUCUCGCACUUUGACACGGACCGCAGUACCUGUCGCCAGGUCGUUUGCUUCCUCCGCAAGCCACUCGAAUCAGUCUACCUCCUCCUCCGUGACGCUGGACCAGCUUCGCGACGCUUCGCGGACCCUUCCGCCAACUCGAAGCAGCUCAUCAUCUGGCUCGGCCAAUGUCGAGAGUAGCAAUGCUGCCGCCGCCAUAGAGGAAGAGCAAUUUGUCCUUCCCAACUGCCUUCUUCCCACCGAAUCACUCAAACCAACACACGGCAUCCACGUUGCAACAUUACACCUGCGCUCCUACGCUGACGGCUUGCCGAACCUCGACCUAUUUGCCGACUUUGCACGUCGGGCAGCAUUUGCGAUCGGCAUCCCCGCGAGUGGUGUGGCUCACCUUCCCACGCGCACCUCGCUCUGGACGGUGCCACGGUCGCCUUUCGUGCACAAGAAGUCGCAGGAAAACUUCUGGAGAAAGACGCAUUCGAGGGCGAUCAAGCUCUUCGACGCGAAUGACCAGGUGGUGGAUCGCUGGCUGCACUUUUUGCGUAUUCACGCGCUGCCCGGAGUGGGACAGAAGGCGGAGCUGUUUCGGUACCACGAGGUGGGUGUAGGCGACAAGCUGAUGGAGGAGGCCAAAGCUUUGCAACGUUCGAGCUCGACGCCGGUAUCGGAAGAUGCGGCAGAUAAGAAGGAGCAUGUAGCAGAGGCCUCAGCGCCGGAAGGAUCGAGCGCUGAGACUAUCAAGAAGCUCGCCGACGGCAUCGUUGAAAAGGAGAUGGCACAGGAGGGGUCCGCCGAGCAGAAGUAA
Kalmanozyma brasiliensis GHG001 is the source of this 855-nucleotide messenger RNA. Its product is annotated as Ribosomal protein S10 domain protein. The transcript has a single exon. The record is from RefSeq and is a predicted model, not a curated record. Gene Ontology annotation, biological process: translation. Bases 1 to 855 code for a protein of 284 amino acids. Gene Ontology annotation, cellular component: mitochondrion; ribosome; small ribosomal subunit. Gene Ontology annotation, molecular function: structural constituent of ribosome. NCBI's taxonomy places the organism in Eukaryota, Fungi, Basidiomycota, Ustilaginomycetes, Ustilaginales.